Messenger RNA from Ornithodoros turicata, 996 nucleotides. RefSeq names its product indolethylamine N-methyltransferase-like. The record is from RefSeq and is a predicted model, not a curated record. Gene Ontology annotation, molecular function: N-methyltransferase activity. Gene Ontology annotation, cellular component: cytosol. The transcript has 3 exons. Bases 82 to 879 code for a protein of 265 amino acids. NCBI's taxonomy places the organism in Eukaryota, Metazoa, Arthropoda, Arachnida, Ixodida, Argasidae.
GAGAUCGAUGAGUCAACUGCGCGCAUAUAUGUGACGACGCGCGUCUUUGGGUCGCGUUAAACCACGGCACUAUAAGCAGCAAUGGAACGCCUGUGUAGCCGGUCCAUCAUGAGCUAUGAAAGCCUCUGUUCAGACUACAAGCAGAACUUCGAUGCUAAAGCGUACAGAGAUGUGAGCGUGAAUGACUUCAUCAACGUGUACCACUUCUUUAUUCGACAACUACAUGACAUCUUCGAAACCGAUGUACGAGGAUCAACAAUCUUGGACAUCGGUUGUGGACCAACCGUGUACACUGCGCUCGUAGCUAGCAGGACGUUCGACAAUAUAGUGCUCAGUGAGUUUCUGUCCAGGAACAGAGAACAGGUUGAAAAAUGGGUCAAGAAUGAUGCGACCGCCUUGGAUUGGAGUCCCAUAAUUGAAUAUGUCGCACGAGUGGAAUGUUUCAAUAACCUGAAGAAGGGCUCUGAAGAGAUCGCACAGAGAACUCGGAAGACCAUCAGCAGGAUAAUUCCGUGCGAUAUUACGACUCCUGGUAUAGUCCCAGAAACACACAGAGCUGUCUUCGACGCUGUCGUCUCGAGUCUGUGUCUCGAAUCCGCCAUCCCAGAUGACAUCGCUUGUUGCUCAGCUAUCGCGGACAUAGCGAAACUCAUCUGUCCCGGAGGUCACGUCGUCUUGUGCGGCCUGACAGGGAAUUUAGGUUACGUGUUGGGUCAGAAGACUUUCAAAUGCUUCUCAUAUCACCAACAGCUCGUGGAGUUUGCACUCACGGGAGCUGGUUUCAUGAAGAAAGGAUGGAUCGAUGCGCCCCACGAGGCGCUCGGUUCCAGGGACUCUUUAUUUGACACAGCAUUUGUGACUUGGUGGGUUAAGCUCUAGGAUAUUAUCUUAUUGGUGGUGCGACCGCGAUUGUAUAUUGUCAAGUAUAUUGAUAGGGAGUUCGAUAACCGAAUACUUGGGCAUUUGUUAAUGAAGCAGGUGUUUUGUACUGAUCAA